Chaetomium fimeti is the source of this 1059-nucleotide messenger RNA. RefSeq lists its product as uncharacterized. Bases 206 to 967 code for a protein of 253 amino acids. The transcript has a single exon. The record is from RefSeq and is a predicted model, not a curated record. Lineage: Eukaryota; Fungi; Ascomycota; Sordariomycetes; Sordariales; Chaetomiaceae.
GGGAUCUUGACCCCACCGUUGUCAUCUCCUUUACCCCUUUGUCCCAGUGGAUAAAAUGGUCGGCUCGCCCCGGGCAUGUUCAUCACUAUUCAUGUGCCAAUCAACUUAAUCGUUUUACACUCUUUUCUGUCGACGACUCUGUGUAUUCACUCGUUCAUCACCUCACAUCACCGCCCCCCGUCACCCAACGGCCAAAAUAAUAAUCAUGCACUCCUUCACACUCCUUUCCGCCCUUGCCGGCGCGUCUCUCGUUCUCGCCCAACCCCUCGAGGCUCCCGCUGCCGCACCUCAGAUCACUGCCGCCCCUGAUGCCAGACUCGUCAAGCCCGCCCUGGAACACCGUCAGGAGAACAGCGAGGAGUGCGAGUCCAAGGCAGCCGAAAUCUUCGAGGACCAGGUCGGGAUGGAAAUCAGCAACAGCGUGGCGAGGUGGUUGAUGAGCAAGGCUGAAUCCAUUCAAACGCUUUCCAUCGGGGACGAAGGAUAUGUCAGCGGAUACUGCUCCGUCGCUUUCCAAACCAGCAUCGACGCUCCCGCCCCCAUCUCGUCGGCCUACGUGUCGUUCUUGAGCAAGUCUGCGUCCUGGGUGAACGAGGUCAAGCCCACCGUCACGAGCCUGGCUCAGAGCUGCGGCGGCGCCGUGAGCGCCGGCCUUGGCCUUGUGCUCGCCACCGACUUCGACUCCUGCACCUCCGCCUACGACGCGUAUAUCGAUGCCGCACUGGCUGCCGAUAACACCAGCAGCCCGGGAGCAAGCAGCACGGGAGCUUCGCCCACCCCGAGCACUACCGCACAGCCCACCGGGACCACUCCCAGCGACGACAACAUCGACGACGCUGAGGCUAACGACGUAACCGACGGGGAGUCGACCAGCACAUCAACCGGUGGCGCACCGCGAGAGACCGGAUUCGCCGUCGCUGCUGCGGCCGCCGUGGUAGCUGUUGCUGGUGCCAUGGUGGCUCUGUAAGGGAAGGGAGAUGCACGGGAAUGAGAUGUAUAUAUGUAUCGAUGUAAUUAGUAACUAAUUAUUGUCUCAUGAGGGCGGAUAUCUGAUUUCUA